GCGCACACACACUGUCCAUCCAUGGGGAUUGUGUCGCUUUAAAAGGCUAUGCCACCCAUGUAAUCUAGGGGGCAGGUCUGUCUUCUGUGGCCAUCGACUGCAGAGCUCCUCGGUAGUUCAAGCAAAGGCAGGCGGAGGCACGAGAGCGAGGCUCCGCUUGCAUCGGAUCGCCCAGGAUGCAGGGGCUAACUAGUUAGCUGCAGAACAGAGAAAAGGCUCCCGUGUCGUUGUGAAUCGGCGGAGAUGAUAUUUCGAUGAACCUGCGCACGCAAAAUGUGAUUUUAGCACCUCGGACUCGCUGGGUGGAGGUUCUGACGUCCUUACAGAAGCCCUUGCACAGCUUACAGAUUAUCAAGCUCUUCAACUGGGAGCUGGCGGCUCUCCACUCGGGCUGGAUAAAACGACUUGAAAAGGAAAUUGUCAAGAUGGCAGCUGCAUUCUGAAUGACUGUAUCCAUAUUAAGGGGACGUUUUCUGUCACUGAGCGUACCAUGCAUUUUUAAAAAAUGACCAUACUCAGGCUUAGCGUUGAAGUGUUUUGAUUUAGGCUAUUUUCUGCUCUUGAGCCUUAUUAUAAUUGUGAUACUUUGUCGCGUUGAAACCCCUCCAGCAUUGCAUCACUUCUAGUGAGUCGUCCAAAAGUAUUUCUGAGCAGCGUAUUUAAAGUUACCCUUGUGUGUGUUCACUGAUGCUGGAGCAAUCAACUGGGCAGGCACGUGGAGUUAGCUAAACAUCAGGUAUCAGGACUGCAUGGAGAGUGCAGACCAGUAGCCUACCAAUGAUCUGAAGGAAAAAAAUGUCCAUUGUGUGUUAACUUGUUUUUUUUUUUUUUUUUUAAAGUGAAAUUAUUUUCAUUCUAUUAUCCAGGGCAUUGAAUCUUCCAUACCAGGACUAGAAGCAUCGUAGACAGCUCUAACUACACAAACAUUAAGCUCAUUAAUGGAAUGCAACUGGAAACCAAGCUUCCAAUUUAGUUAUUUGAAUGAUCAAACUGUAGCUCAGAGAAGGCAAAGAGUGGGGAUAUCAUGGCUGAGAUGUCAAACAAUGAACUUGGUAAUACUUUGGACGUUAUGAUCGAUCCAGAUUUUGAGCCACAGAAAAGACCGAGGUCCUGUACGUGGCCUCUCCCGCGACCUGAGUCCGACACAGGGAAGCCCGAACCAACCGAUAUUAUUCCCGAAGAGGAGGAUGACCCCGCCACUGACAGUUGCGCGGGCCACAGUGCCAACGAUAUAUCGAAAGAAACUGACAUUUCCGAUGGGGACCAUGCUACAUCAGAAAUUACUCCUGUUGUGCGACUUAAAACCACUUCCAAGGACAAGGAGCUCGACGGCUUCUCGGUACCCUCUCAGCCCUUGUCCACGGCGAGCAGUGAAACAAGUGUGAACGGCCUGGUAGCGCAGCCAAGAAAGUCUUCUGCACGAAGGAAUGCCUGGGGCAAUUACUCGUACGCGGAUCUCAUCACUCAAGCUAUUGAGAGCUCGUCUGACAAGCGGUUGACUUUGGCCCAGAUCUAUGAUUGGAUGGUCAGAUCAGUAGCAUAUUUCAAGGACAAAGGCGACAGCAACAGCUCAGCAGGCUGGAAGAACUCUAUCCGGCACAACCUGUCCUUGCACAGCAGGUUUGUGCGAGUCCAAAAUGAGGGAACCGGUAAGAGCUCUUGGUGGAUGGUCAACCCGGAGGGCGGCAAAGGUGGCAAAGCGCCGCGCCGGCGCGCCGUCUCCAUGGACAAUGGCAACAAGUACACAAAGAGCGCCCGGGGCCGGGCGGCCAAGAAGAAGGCAGCGCUGCAGGCGGCUCAGGAGGUCGGAGGCGACGCGACGAGUCUGUCCCGCUGGGUCGGAAGCCCCGCCUCGCGGAGCAGCGACGAGCUGGACGCCUGGACGGAUUUCCGCUCGCGGACCAACUCCAACGCCAGCACGCUCAGUGGCCGGCUCUCGCCCAUCCUGGCCAACCCGGAGCUGGACGAGGGCGCCGACGAGGACUCGCCGCUCUCGCCCAUGCUCUACUCUAGUCCCAGCAGCCUCUCGCCGUCCGCCGGUGGCCUCGGCGAGCUGCCGUGCCUCGCCGACCUCGCCGGCACCAUCAACCUGAACGACGGCCUGAUGAACGACCUGCUGGACGACAUCAGCCUGACCGCCGCGCAGCAGCCGUCGCCGGGCGGCGCCGACGACGACGACAGCGGCGACGAGCACGGCUCGGUGUUCACGUUCGGCUGCCCCUCGCCCAUGUUUGGCCCCACGCUGCGCCAGUCGCCAAUGCAGACCAUCCAGGAGAACAAGCAGACGUCCUUCCCCAGCCUGUCGCCCUACGGUGGUCAGACCCUGCAGGAGCUGCUGGAGGGCGACGCGUGCGGCGGCGGCGGCCGCAGCAGCGAGAUCCUGCUCACGCAGUCGGACCCGCUCAUGUCGCAGGCCAGCGCAGCUAUCGGCCCACAGAACUCCCGCCGCUGUGCCAUGCUGCUCCGCAACAAUGACCCAAUGCUGUCCAACCAGCCGGGCGCUCCCGGCCUCAACGGCACUCAGGGCUGGAGAGGCCUGAACGGAGGGCUUGGCCUGAACAAUGACCCACACUACACAGCGAAACAGCAGCAGCAACAGCACCAGCAGCAGCAGCUUCGCCCCUCCGCCCUCCCGGGCACCUCGGCCGACCCUUCCCUCCUGUCGGGCCUCAACGGCAGCCUGACCCCUCAGGACCGCUUCCCGGCCGACCUGGGCCUGGACGUGUUCAACGGCAGCCUGGACUGCGACAUGGACGCCAUUCUGCGCGGUGAGCUGAUGGAGGCGGACAGCCUGGAGCUCAGCUUCGAUGCUGGCUCCGGAAUAGUCUCGGCCCAGAACAACGCCAACUUGAAUGCAGGCAGCUUCUCUAGGGCCAAGGGCACCACGUCCCAGAGCUGGGUGCCCGGCUAAAACCCUCCAAGCCAAGCCAAGCAGAUCUUUAAGUUGACAGGAGAACCAGCUCCACGUCGUUUGCCAAACCAGCUAUCUGCUCCGUGAGGCCGAUGGUCUGUUUACUGAACAAAAUCCAGAGAAUGUUACCAUUGUCUUCACCCAGCAAAGACACUCCAAUAAUACAAAGGAUACUUGAAGCAGCUCCCACUGAGUUCCCAUGCCCAAACCGCAAGAGAAGUUGUAAUUAUGCAAUCAUGUUCUUUUACCAUUCCCUGGUCCACCACCAUUACACACACACAGCUAUACAGCUACACACCUACACGUACACACAUACAUGCACACACAUAAACAAAAGAAUUUGUUAUGGAAAAGGAAAAAAAGAAAAUGAAAUGGUCAUCAUGAUGUACCCCUGACCUUCCUCACUGUACCGUGAAAAAAAGAAACAAUUGUGACGUGUUUUGAUCUAUUUAGUGUUCUUAUGUAUGAAAUGUUAUAGUUUUAAUAACAUCAUUCUCCCUCCUCCAUAUAUUAGGCUCUGAAGCAACCUUGUUGCAUUCCAUGCUAACAUUUAAAAAAAACACUUUUUUGAACUCCCAUGAAAAAAAAAUGCCCCCUCCCCCUCCUUUUCCCUCCUCCAACUCCCUUCCCUCCCCCAAAAUAGGGUUCCCUCCAAAAUGUAGUUAUUGAGGCCAGUGGUUCUCAACCCUGGGCAGCUGUGUGCUCCGGGUCUUUUGUUCUCCCUGUACUUCAGACUGUGGGUGUGCGAGCUGAAGGAACUCAUCUGAGGAGCCGUUUCCUGGAGCUCGCCACGCAGCGAAAACAAACAGACCCCAUCAGCCAGGGUUGCUGAAUGUUUGCAUUCAGGGUUACUAGACAAUUUCCUUGUGUGUGUAUUUAAUGGUGUGAAGGUGUUUUCUUUUUUCUUUUUAAAAAAGAGAAUGUUAACCAUCUGAAGAUAGCUAUCAUGCAGUGUUAAUAACUCCAUGAAAUGUGAUUUGCAACUGCUUGCAAAAGGUGCAUCUUGCCACUUGGGUCCUUCCUUCACGUUAUCUUUGUACUCAAAGACACAUAAGAUAAAACACUUGCACGCACACAGAUUUACAUUUGUAUGUGCGUGUCUGUACAAUAACAGGUGCUAAACAGUGUUUUCAAUCCGCCAUGCAGUAUGUAAUACAUUGAAACCUUUGCAUGGGUAUGACAUGUCAGAUGGGCCGUGCACUGAAUAAACACCCACUACAGUGUCUUGUACUGUUUGUUGCCAAAUUUUAUGACCGUGCGAGGCAACCAAAUCACGUGAGCCUGUAAGGCUGUAGCAAAAUCUCACGUUGUGUAUUACGAACAUCCUUUGGAACUCCAGGUACACUCAGUAGUGUUGAAUACUUCCUUUGGAGCAUUGCCUGUUUAGAAAGUAAGAAAAAUGUUAUAGCAACUAAAAUAUAUCAUCUACUUUAGCAUUAUUAUUUUGAACAAAGAAUGAAAGACUUCAUUCGUGUGGAGAAUAACUCUAUUGUACUUCACCUACAGGCAGUAGUGCCCCCCCCCCCCAGUUGCCAACAUUUGAACAAACACUCUCCAAGCUUAUCUCCCCAAAUUUUUUUUAUCACAAGCUCCUUUUCUCUUCUUGUUUGUUUUCCCCCUCCCCCCAUCCCAUCAGCCACUUUGCCAGCCCAUUCCAUGCUUCUUGUCUAUGUGCAGUACGGUAUGUACUAUAUGUCUGGCUGACAUGCGAUAUGAGAAAUAAAAUGUCAGGAAACCCCUUGUUUAUGAGUCACAUUCAUCCCUAGAGCCAAGACUGCCUAUGUUUGAUCUUUCUCACUGAAGUAGGUUCGUGUGAAUCAUUUGUGACCCCCCCCACACACACACUAUAAAUGGUCUUGUAGUCUGCUCCAGACUGGCAUGUAAAUAAAGUUUGGCUGAGCAUUCAGGAAGUCUAACAGCCUUUAUGCCAUAGCAAGCUUCCUUUGUUGACUGUUCCUUCUUUGGUGGGGAGAGAGGUGGGGGGAUAUGGUCAUUCGGGAUACUGUGAUAACAGACAUUUCAACAAUGCUGACUUGACACUUUUCAAGACUGGUUAAUUCAGACCCAAACUUAACAUGGCUGAUAGUUUGCUUCAGAAAGCCCAGCUAAUAACACAUUUAUAUUUUGCCUUUUCAGCUACUGAGCUGUUUCUUUGACAGCUGUACAAAAUGCUGAGUUUAGGUCUAGACUAUGCCUAAAGCCAUUAUUAACUUAACACUUUAUUAGCCACAGACACUUGCAGCAUGUGCUAAAACCAAUCCCCAAGACCCAUGCUGGGUGUUUUGUGUAUCUUGCUGUGGUUUUAGGUCUGGGUUUUGCUGUACACUGAAUAGGCAACAACAAUUGUGCUGAAUGAGGCAACUACAAAGUGUCAAUUCAGAGAUUUUAUUGGACAAGAUAUACACUUUGAUGUGCAGCUGGAUAAAGACUACACAUCACAUGUAUCACAGACAUUUGUAAUAAAUGAAGUGUAUUUCCUCAGAAUGAUACUUCAAAAGAUUGGA
Molecule: messenger RNA, 5415 nt
Organism: Alosa sapidissima (American shad)
Lineage: Eukaryota; Metazoa; Chordata; Actinopteri; Clupeiformes; Clupeidae
Gene: foxo3a
Product: forkhead box O3A
Exons: 3
Coding region: 1025-2911 (628 amino acids)
Biological process (GO): regulation of transcription by RNA polymerase II
Cellular component (GO): nucleus; mitochondrial matrix
Molecular function (GO): DNA-binding transcription factor activity, RNA polymerase II-specific; RNA polymerase II cis-regulatory region sequence-specific DNA binding
Source: RefSeq, a predicted model, not a curated record